GAUAGGAUUAUGGAAGAAUUGUUGGGAUACCUCUAGCAAUUGUUUUUAUUACAAUAACUUCACACAUUUCAAGUAAACAAAAGUUGGUUAAAGAUGGCAAUACUUCCCACUUUAGCUUGUAUCGUGUGUUUAGAAGCUCAGCCCGAAUCUGCAAAAAUUCUGAAUGAAUUAUGUUCAAAAAUUGUUGAAAAACUUAACAUUGUUGCACCUGAACAGCAUUGGAAAGAAGGUCAUUUAAUAUGUUGCAAAUGCGAAAUUCUGUUGGAAUAUGCAUUAGAAUUUAAAAACCUUUGCGUUAAAUUUGAAUCUCACAGAACAUCUCUAGCCAAAUACGAAAAUAUUGACACAGAUUGCGAAAUUGCUGCAAACUGUGAUUCCCCUGCUCAAAGUAUUAAACAUUUCCAAGAUGAAGAUGUUGCAGUCUACAAAACCGCGAGCGAUCAUUUUGAGUGCCACCACUGCAAAAGAGUUUAUAAAGUUCAGGAAAAGUUAAUAUUGCAUAUUGCCUCCAGACACGGCUUAGUCUGUGAGCACUGCAAUGAAUCAUUUCCUACAAAAAAAUCCCUAUACCGCCAUAUGCAAUCCAGGCAUAAGGAAAUUGUGGCGGCUCAAAGGAAAAAGCCACCUGACAAAUUUUUCUGCGAACUAUGUGGAGAAAAGUUCGCGUUGAAGAAACUUAUAUUGCAGCAUUACGUUUCUGCACAUUCCAUUGACCAAAAAGGGGCGAAACCUUACAGUUGUUUAUUGUGCGGAAGCAGAUUCGCAUCGAGCGCGAAUUUAAUUCAACACAAGAGCUACCACGAAAUUAGUAGGACACACAUUUGUAGUUUUUGUGGCAAGACCUUCAAAACCAAAGGUGAUUUAAGCACUCACGAAUCCAUCCACUAUAACGAAAGAAAGCAUAAAUGCCAAUCUUGCGAGAAAACUUUCAACACCAAUAAGAACCUCAGAACUCACAUUCUGGUAGUUCACACAGAUCCCAGUUUGUGGAAGUACUCUUGCCCCGAAUGUUUAAAAAGAUUUCCGCAGAAGUCAAACUUUGACGAUCACCUAAAAAGGCAUCGAAAUAGCCGAAACUUUUCGUGUCACAUCUGCAGAAAAGCCUUUAUUUCUAGGACUGAGUUGAAACGGCAUUUAAAACUACAUUCCAAUGAAAGGGAUUACAAAUGCAACGAUUGUGAUAAAGAGUACAAAGAUAAGAGAUCGAUGGAUAUACAUCUGACUCGAAUUCAUGCCCCGCACUUGGUCAAUGUCAAAAAAUUUUCUUGCCAUGUGUGUUCCAGUCAGUUUUUUGAAAAAUACAAAUUGGCUAGACAUAUCAGAACACACACCGGAGUGAAACCCUUUGCUUGUGAUUCAUGCGAAAAGCGAUUUGUUGACAAAAGUUACCUCAAUCACCAUUUCAGAACUGUACACAAUACCAAUGAGGUUCAGAUGGAACAAUUUGCAAAUUAG
Messenger RNA from Cylas formicarius (sweet potato weevil), 1455 nucleotides. Its product is annotated as gastrula zinc finger protein XlCGF57.1-like. Lineage: Eukaryota; Metazoa; Arthropoda; Insecta; Coleoptera; Brentidae. Gene Ontology annotation, molecular function: RNA polymerase II cis-regulatory region sequence-specific DNA binding; DNA-binding transcription factor activity, RNA polymerase II-specific. Gene Ontology annotation, biological process: regulation of transcription by RNA polymerase II. The transcript has 2 exons. Bases 94 to 1455 code for a protein of 453 amino acids. The record is from RefSeq and is a predicted model, not a curated record.